This is a messenger RNA of Vanrija pseudolonga, 2108 nucleotides long. It is a transcript of the gene SGF73, whose product is annotated as SAGA-associated factor 73. The transcript has 5 exons. Gene Ontology annotation, cellular component: SAGA complex. Bases 112 to 1461 code for a protein of 449 amino acids. Gene Ontology annotation, biological process: regulatory ncRNA-mediated heterochromatin formation; RITS complex assembly; regulation of transcription by RNA polymerase II. NCBI's taxonomy places the organism in Eukaryota, Fungi, Basidiomycota, Tremellomycetes, Trichosporonales, Trichosporonaceae. The record is from RefSeq and is a predicted model, not a curated record.
CACCACUACCAGUCACUUCCACCACUCUCUUUUACUCGCCAUCAGCUCGGCCAUCCAGCUCGAGACAGCAUCCGUGCUCGCUCCCUAGCCAGCACGCACUCGCCACCCACCAUGGCGCUCAAGCUGCGAGCGCGCGACGACGCGCCCGCCCGCCCCGCCUUCUCGUUUGCGACCUCGCCGCCACCCGUCGCGCAGGAUGUGCCCGGCUCCGGCGCGGCCCACCCGCGCCCGCCCGGCGACUUCCUCCCCGAACGCGACAUGCACAUGUAUGGCGCGCAGCCGCUCGAGGUCGCCGAACCCGGCCGCAGCGUCGUGCGCUGCACCCGCUGCGGGCGCAACGUCCUCGAGUGGGCUGCGGGUGACCACAGGCGCAUCUGCUCGCACGUCCUCGACGGCGCGCCACUCACGGUGAAGAAGACGCUCAAGGCCGACAAGCGCGUGCGCGCGGGCACCGAUGACCCUAGUGGAAAGAAGCGUCGCGCGAGCGAGGUCUCUCCGUCCGACUCGCCAGAAGCGAGCCCCUCCAAGAAGAAGCAGCGUUUGCUCCACGCCGACGUACGUGAGAUGGUGGGCUCGGACGACGAGCUCGACCUGAGCGCUCUUAAACAUAUGAAAAAGAGCGAGAUUAAAAAACUGCAGAAGGAGCACGAGCGACUCAAGAAGCGCGCAGCAAAGGAGAAGGAGCGAGAGGCGAUUGCGGAGCGCAAGCGCCAGCGUGCGUCCAACCCGCUCGACUACGACCGCCAAUGCGGUGUCAUCAACGACAAGGGGCUCCCGUGCUCGCGUUCGCUCACUUGCAAGACGCAUACUGUCGGCGCCAAGCGCGCCGUCCAGGGCCGCACUCGUCCCUACGACGAGCUCUUUAUCGAGUGGCAGCGUGCCCACAACCCCAACUUCAAAGAGCCCGUGCCCAAGAAGGACAAGGAGGCCGCCAAGGCCAACGGCGGUGGCUCGGGUGCCGGCUCGACCCUCGGCGCGGCGGACCGCAAGGCCGCCGCGGCAAAGAAGCGCCGCCUCGCGCUCGACGGCGACGACGGCCUCCGCUUCGACGAGGACGGCCACCGCGAGAUGGAGGAGCUCAUCCGCGCCACCCGUAUCUGCGGCGACCGUGUGCGCACGGCAUCGUACGCGAUCGGCAGCGAGCACAAGACGCCGUCCGUUGGCGGCAGCCCUCCUGCCCAGGCGGCAACGCCCUCCGCCAAGGCCGCUGCCCCGCUCCGCACUGCCCCGUCGUCGACCGGCAGCUUCAGCGACAACCUCUUCGUCUCGGCGUCGCCGUGGCAGACGACGUCGUACGAGCAGUUCUCGAUGGGCGACCUCCUCACCAAGGCGCUCGCCGCCCGCCCCCGCCCGUCCCAGCAGACGGGCCGCGGCUCCAUCUCGGGCGCGUCAAAGCCCGGCCCCAUUGUCCCGCCGCUCGUCACCCCCGUCGCGCCGGCGACCCAGGGCGUCACGGCCUGAGCAGAGCUGCUGCCCAUGUAGCCAUCUACUGUCCAUCUGUAUAACGCGGCGAGCGGGUGGGGCGCAGCCCCAGCCCGGCUACCCCCUGCGACCACCCCGCCGCAUCCCACUUUACAGUUGUAUUUGUCGCCCCCCGCGGCCACUUUCAUUCCAUGAUACCCCAUUGGCAACUCGUUGCCUCAUGCAUAUCGUACACUACAUGGUUGCAUGGUACAGUGGUGGCGUGGGCGGCGUGGGCUUGGCCGUGGGCUUGGCUGUGGCCGUGGCCGAUGGCCUGCUAAUGAACAUUACUACGGGGGCUACUGGGCUACUCGUCGUCAACCUCGAUGGGCUCGGCGCCUCGACGGUUGGACGAUGGUGAUGGGUCGGCCUGCUCUGGUGCCUGCUGGUUGAGGCUGCGGCGUGCCGAGCCGCGGGUGGUGAGACUGUGUGGUGUCGACGGAGCGUUCUUGCCCGUGUGCACACGCGGCGUGGGGGGCGGGGGCGGCGCCGCGACCUGCUUCGGGGGCUGCGGGACCGCCGCACGCGCGUGCGUGUUGGACGGGCGCUUGACAAUGGCGUUGGGAAAGAGGGGGUUGGUCGACAGCGCGAGCGGCGGCAGGUCGCCGUGCCCUGCGACUGUGACCCCGUUGCGCUCGGCGCCGCUG